AUGUCCGAAGUGGAUCGCAACGAGGACAACUCGCCCUAUGUCGACAACUUUGACCGCGACGCCAUGUCCCAAGACCGCGCCCGCUCGCGCUCGCCUGUCGCUGGCGACGCACCAUCAUCCGACCGCAGGGACCGCGACCGCUCCGAUCGCAACGACCGUCCUCCUCGCAGCUUUAACGAUCGUGCCGCGGCAUCUCAGCACGCUGCUGUGCAAGCCGCCAGGAAGAGUAACAAGAACUGCAGGGUCUACGUUGGAAACCUUAGCUACGGCGUCAAGUGGAACACGCUCAAGGACUUCAUGAGGGAGGGUGCUCACUCUGCCAAACGGAAGCUCGAAGGGUUGCGGAACAGUAUCGUCGAGUACAGCACACCCGAGGAGGCGCAAAAAGCCAUCAGCGAUAUGACCAACAAGCAGCUCGAAGGUCGUCAGGUCUUUGUUCGAGAGGACCGUGAGGACGAGGUACGAUACGGCGGCGCUUCUGGCGCACCUCCUCGUGGUGGUAUGCGCGGUGGCUUUGGCGCUCCUGGAGGUCGCGGAGGCUUCGGACCUCCCGGCCGAGGCGGCUUCUUCGGCGGACCUCCUCCUCCCGCCUAUGGUGGCUUCGGUGCUGGCGCACCCACUCAGCUGUUCAUCACCAAUCUGCCAUAUGAUGUCAGCUGGCAAGAUCUCAAGGAUCUCUUCCGAUCGGCAGGCAACGUCACUCGUGCCGACGUCAACAUGGGUCCCGACGGACGCUCCAAGGGAACCGGCAUCGUUGCAUUCGCCAACUCGAACGAUGCUUCCAACGCCAUCGCCAUGUACCACGGCUACGACUUCCGCGGACGCAUGCUUGAGGUGAGGCUGGACAAGUUUGCCGGCGCUCCUCCGAUGGAUGCUUACGGACGAGGCGGAUACGGUGCUCCUCCUCGUGGUGGUCGUGGCGGCUUUGCCGGCGCAUUCGGUGGUCGAGGCGGCUACGGUGGCCGAGGCGGAUACGGUGGCGGCUACGGUGACCCGUACGGCGGCGGCUAUGGACACGACCCCUACGCCGGUGGUUACGGAGGCGGAUACGGUGGAGGAUACGGCGACCGCUACGGAGGUGCGGCAGCAUACGGCGGACGACCUGCUGCCCCUGGCGCAGCUCGUGCUGCAGCUGCUCCGGCACCUCCGUCGCAGCAGAUCUUUGUCAAGAACUUGCCUUGGUCGACGUCGAACGAGGAUCUGGUUGAGCUCUUCCAGACGACUGGCAAAGUGGACGAGGCCGAGAUCCUGAUGGAGGGCGGCGGUCGAAGCAAGGGCUCCGGAGUCGUACAGUUCGCCACGGUCGAAGAUGCCGAGACGGCGAUCGCCAAGUUCAACCAGUACGUCUACGGAGGAAGGCCGCUGGACAUUGAGUUCAACCGUCGAUGGACCAACUUCCGCACGGGCGGUGGAAGCGUCAACGGCGGAAACGACGGAGAUGCCACCAUCGCUGAAGCUUCUGCGCAAGAUCUCGAUGGUGGAGAGGCACCCGUGCCCAUGCAGGGGUAA
Pseudozyma hubeiensis SY62 is the source of this 1509-nucleotide messenger RNA. Its product is annotated as telomere maintenance protein. Gene Ontology annotation, cellular component: nucleus; cytoplasm. The record is from RefSeq and is a predicted model, not a curated record. The transcript is spliced from 5 exons. Gene Ontology annotation, molecular function: mRNA binding. Bases 1 to 1509 code for a protein of 502 amino acids. NCBI's taxonomy places the organism in Eukaryota, Fungi, Basidiomycota, Ustilaginomycetes, Ustilaginales, Ustilaginaceae.